Molecule: messenger RNA, 2685 nt
Organism: Gregarina niphandrodes
Lineage: Eukaryota; Apicomplexa; Conoidasida; Eugregarinorida; Gregarinidae
Product: peptidase S8 family domain protein
Exons: 1
Coding region: 1-2685 (894 amino acids)
Biological process (GO): proteolysis
Molecular function (GO): serine-type endopeptidase activity
Source: RefSeq, a predicted model, not a curated record
AUGCUCCUCAGCCACCUGACCCAGCUCGCUACCCUCGCCCUCUCCUGGCGUCUUGGAGAUCUCAGCACCGCUGACUACGCCCCUACGCUAAUCCACACGCGAACGCACACCAACCGCGAACAACUCUCCUACCUCCAGUACCUCCACGAACCGCCCCCGCCGUUGUUGCAGGCUCACGAUGCCCAGUACGACGAACUAGUGGAUGACGAACUACUGGACGGCCACUCGCGGGACGACCAGUCACUGGACGACCAACUACUCGCUGACCAGUCGUUGGAGGACCACUCCCUGGACCUGGAGGACGACCUGGAGGACGAUCUGGAGUGGCCCCCGCGGCGAACGCACUUCACGCCGGCGGAGGUGAUUGCGGCAGCGGAGGCUGCGCACCGCAACGGUUCGCUACGUGCUCAGGACGCGUCAGGCGAGUCGCCCGUGAUCUUCACCGCGAGUCAAUUGGAGGCGCUGCUCGGUGUCCUAAGCGUAGAUCCUCCGGCCUUGCUCUUCACCAUCAACGAGGGCGGGAGGCACCGCCUUGGCUUUGGCCUCUUUCGCGACAUUGCCCAACACUACGUUAACAAUCCUGUCUACCAGAAGAUUUUCCAGGCACUGAACAAACUCCUUCGAGAUGUAGCCCGCCGCAAGGGGGGGAACAAUCAGGCCGGAGACCCCGCCACUCUGGACCAUCUCGACCAUCAGGCCGGAGACCAAGAUGCCGAGAACCACGACCCAGGUGCGGACGACGCAACUUCUCUUAACACGCCUUUGUCAAAUAGAAAGACUGCUCUCUCUCUGGCAGGGGCAGAGGUGGAGGCAAAGGCGGAGGCAGACGAACCGGUGGGGCAUGCUUGGUUGAGCAACGUCCUGACUGGCACCGAUGAGAUGCAAGGUUUUGAAUCUAACUACCGUGAGGAUGGAGCGUUGUGGGACGACCUGGAUGCGGCGCUCAAAGAAGACCACCGCCAGAUCGAUCGUCUCGGUAUCCUGGACUUGAAAGCGGUGUACGAAGCGGCCCUCUCUCUGCCCCGUUCGGAGUCGACGACCGGAGCUAUGGCGGCGGGGGCAGACGACCUGGCCGUUUACGACUUGGUCUCGGGCGAAGACGAAUUCCCGACCGAGAAGGACUGGAUAGAAGACGACGAAGACCUCUUCACACCCCCGCCGCGCUUCCGGCCGCCCGACCUCGCCCAGGAACGCGCAGCGCUGCUCCGCCAAACCCCCGUCCACGCCGACCGACCGCGUCCUCUCUCGGGCAACGAUCACCGGUCCGCCUCGCCGGACCCUGAGACUGCCCUGGGCGGGGUCGAACGGUCCGAGGUCGAACGGUCCGAGGUCGAGCCGUCCGAGGAGGCCGAGCCGUCCGAGGAGGCCGAGCCGUUCGAGGAGGCCGAGCCGUCCACAAGUCAGAACCGGGAUAGCGCGACUCAGGGUGUGUUCAACCUUUGUGAUUGGUACCAAUACCCGGCGGUGUGUCGUGCGCACUUCGACCAUGCUUGUUUGCACCAGAUGGUGAAGCGCUGGAAGGGUCGUCGAAAGGACUUCAGUUUGUUGCCACACCUGAGUAUUGGGCACAUCGCGUUGCCACGGCGGCCGGUGCGAGCGUUGAAAGCGAUAAUUGAUGUGGCCUGUAACCCGUGGAUAAAGGACCUGCAUGCCGACAUCAUAUUGCGGUCGCAUGGCAGCGGCGAGGUCAUCCCCUUCGACCCGGUGAGUUUGAGGGGUCCGGCGCGGAGAGAGUUGAUGUUGCGGGGAUUGGGUAGCCCUGUAAACGACCCUAAAUACCGCGACCAGUGGCACAUUCCGGACCAGAAGGUGGAGCAGGCGUGGCAGACGACGCAGGGCGACGUGAAUGUGGCGGUGAUGGUUGCAGACACGGGGGUCGACAUAAACCACGAAGACUUGCGAGACAACUUUUGGCAGAACAACCAGCCGUCGCGAGAAUUCAACGGUCAGGACGUGCAUGGGAUCAACCCGAUUCGGAAGAACGGCGAUUUGAGUGACGAAGGUGGACACGGGACGCACAUGUCAGGGGUGGCGUGUGCGGCUACCAACAACAAUAGAGGUGUGGCGGGAGUGGGAUAUAGAGUUCGCCUGGCAGGUUGCAAGUUCAUGCAGGGCGCCUCGGGCUCGCUGGGCAAGCUGUGCGACUGUGUGAACUACGCUGCCGACAAACGGAUCAAGGUCGUGUCUAUGAGCUUCGGAGGCGACACCGACAUGCCUGCCUUCUCGCAGUCCAUGAAGAAGGCCACGCAAAACAACGUAAUCGUCGUCUGCAGCGCCGGAAAUAGCGGCCACAACAACGAUCAACAACACACCUACCCUGCCCAGUACGCGACCAACCAGGACUUGGCUGUCGUCAGUGUCGGCGGACACGACCAAAAACAAGCCUGGCUGGAUUACGCCAGCUACGGAGCAAACACUGUACUAGUCAGCGCACCGGGAGACUACGUACUCUCAACCGCCCAAGGAAAUGACUAUGAAUUCAGGGGCGGUACAUCUCCAGCCGCGCCUAGCAUCGCUGGUAUACUCGCUCUAGGAUUCUCUGCCAAUCCCCGACUGAGUGCUCUCACCGCAAAGCAAUUGCUUCAACAAGCCGUUGAACCCAUGAACGGAUUCAAAGCCAAGUGCAGCUGGGGCGGCAAAAUUAACGCCCAAAAAUUCGUCUCCUUGGCCAAAAACGCUAACUAG